Molecule: messenger RNA, 5211 nt
Organism: Ylistrum balloti
Lineage: Eukaryota; Metazoa; Mollusca; Bivalvia; Pectinida; Pectinidae
Exons: 2
Coding region: 361-4905 (1514 amino acids)
Source: RefSeq, a predicted model, not a curated record
GGAGAACAGACUAAAUGGUCAUUUCAUCCCAGCUAUGAAUCCUUCAUAUUGAUUAGUCAGGCUUCCCUAAUAGUGAUUUGCCAUCCAACCACAGCUUUCCUUUCAUACUACAAAUCCUACAUUUUGAUUGGCCAUUGCUUCCCUGAUAAGUGAUUGGCCAUCCAACCACAGCUUCCCUUUUAUAUGCUUUGGUAAAACCAGGCAUCAGGAAAAGUAAGGUGUCCAGCAAAUAUACUAACAUUAGAAACUGUUCCCCUAUGAAACAGUUGAUGCUUAUUCUGGAACUGUUACAGUAAGAAUAUCAAGAAAUUAAAACCCAAAAUGAGGGCUCAAUAGAUCUGAAAAUAAGUGACAAAUGUGAUGGAAGGAGGACAAGAAUCAUGGUCCAGAGACCAGCCCUAUCUUCAUGGCAAAGACUCUCACUCACAAAAUAAGACACAGUCAGAACAUACCAGGUGUUAUGAAAAUGUGACUGUAUUAGAGAAAACCUAUUGUACUAAAAAUAAGACUUUACUGGGACAGGUGAAAUGUACUCCAGCAAAGCAAAUGAAAUGUUCCAGAAAGGUCACUCAUGCCUUGAAGUUGAUGCCAGCCAAGCUUAUUGAGAAAAAGUGUAGAAAUCAAACUGUAACACCAACAAGGCAAGUUAAAUGUUCAGAAAUUAUCAAUCGAGCAUUGCAAGCAAAAUGUACCAGAGAUGAAAUAUUAAGGAAAUUGUCAGUCAAGUGUAACGGGACUGUGAAACCGAUGCAGAAAGUGGAAUGUACUACACCAGCAACAAGCAAAGUCAACAGUAGCAGAACUGUUACUCUAAUGAGGCGAGUCCCAGGAACUCAAGCUGUGACUAAAACUAGCGAAGUCAAAGAUUCCAAAAGUAAGGCUAAAGUUUUUCUGGUUCCUCAAACUCAAAUAAUGACUAAAAUUAGCAAAGUCAAUGAUUCUGAAAAUAAGGCUAAAGUUUGUCUGGUUGCUGGAACUCAAGCUGUGACUCAAACUGGAAAAGUCAAUGGCACCAAAAGUAAGACUGAAAAAAGUCAGGUCUCUGAAACUAAAAAUGUGACUAAAAUUGGUGAAGUCAGUGAUACACAAAACAAGACUAGAGUAAACAUGGUCCCUGGAGCUCAAACUGGGGAAAUUCCUGGUACCAAAAAUGUGACUAAUUUUAAAGUUAUGCUUGUCCCUGUCAUUCCUCAAAGUGUGACUAAAGCUGGUAAAGUCAAUGCAACUGAAAAUGCAUGUAAAGCUGGCUUGGCUCCAAAAACUCAAACUGAUUAUAAAACUGACAAAGUUGAAUGUACUGAAGAUAAGAUUAAAGUUAGCCCUGUCAGUGGUACUCAAGAGUUUACAAAAGCUAGUCAAAUCAAUGUUUCUCCGAUUGAAAAUAAUUUUAAGAAAGUCAAUGAUUCUCAAAAUGUUACUCGAUUGGAACAAGCAACGCUAGUGCAUCCCCACAGUUAUGUCAAAGCUGAUAACAGUACAGCACCAGUUUCAAGGACAAUCACUGGUAUACCAGAAAACCUGUUGGAACAAGUUACUCCGAGUGUAGCGAGGACAAUCAGGCUAGCAUCCCAAUCCAUCAAAAUUCCAUCAAAGAGUCGAAUGAUAUUGCUAAAUUCUCCUGUCCAGUUGAACACAGAUGCUUUGGUGAAGGCUAGUCUGAAUGCAGUAAAGCUAUCAGAAGGGGCUCAAAGAUUAACCGGACAUCAGGAGGCCCCAGUGUAUAAUGUUAAUAUCCAGGAACCAAAACAUGCUGUAGAGAAAACUAAAGAUAAUGUCAUGGACAAGACAAACGCCGAAGUACUAAAACUGAAGGAGCAUACAUCUACUGUAGGACUUUCAGAAAAAAAUGCCCACCACAGUGAUUUGUUGCCUUCUAAGUCAUUGAACUCGACACUUCUUGAUUCAUCAUCAAAAUUACAGGUCUCUGGUGUGUCGCCAUCAAUCCUACAAGUAGACUCAGGAUCAUCGUACAGCUCAUCACCAUCAAAACAUCCAACCUCUUCCUCUACUCAUUUACACUAUUUAGGCCAGACGCCAUCCAAUUUUCAUGAAAAGAUCCUAUCACCAUUUGACUCGUCACUGUCCAAGACAUAUACACAGGCAAUCCCACAAUUUGACUCAAAGUCAGCAAAGCCACAAAAUUCUGACUUGUCACAAUCUAAGUGUCAUGAAAUUAGCUUAUUAAAAUCAGAGUCACCAUGCAUUAGUUCAGUUUCAACACUUACACCACAGACGGUAGAAUCAAAUCCUUGUAAUACACUGUGCGAAAAAUCUACGUAUUCAUCAAAUCUUAAUGAAUCUAAGCCUCUGACAGGUGUAGUUUCAAGAAUCUUGCCAAAAUCAGCGUUUACCUCAAUGAACUCUUCAAUCACAGCAAUUGCAAGUGAUAUCACAAACAACCCAUCGGAAAAAGAUAGAAGCAUGUGCACAAGUGACAGCUUGGAAACUCAAAAGAAUGGGAGUCGGCAUGGAAAACAUAUGGUCACAAGGAGUCAGGCAAAAGAUAUUGAAUCUAUGCACUCUAAAGAGUGUCCAAGUAAGAGGACAAGGAAUGGUUUGAACAAAGACAGGAGUUCAAAUUCAAGGACUCCAGGGAAGCAGGAAAAAACUAGUAUUAGUGUUGCAGAAAAUCAUAUAUCAGAUUUGCCAGCCAGCAGACCAACAGAAUCAGGAAAGGAUUCUAGCAUCCAGCUAAAACCAAAAGUAUGUAAUGGAAAUCAUAUUGAUGAGAAAACAACUCCUGUGUCAAAUAUUUCUGAACCAAUUUCUUCGGUAUGUGAAGUGAAUGGAAAGACUGAGUUGAAGCUUUCAAAUGUUGGAGAAAACAAUACAGUUAUUCUGAGGAAAACUUCUUUCAGCAAACGCAUUGAAAAUUUAAAGAACCACAUUCCACGGCAAUGUGAAUGUCAUUCAGAAAAUCAGAGGCAUGUAAUGGCUGACCAGGUUUUUAUGAAGGAAGGGAGGGGCCUGGAAGUGGUGCACUUUCCAAACAUUCGGAUGUUGCUGAUUCAGGAUAAGGAGAUGAUUGGUAUAAUACAACAGGGUUUGUUGUAUAUUAGUGUUGCUGAAAUCCAGCAAAAACUCCUCAGAACCAUAGGUAUAAAAUGUCUCAAAGAAUUUCUGAAAGAACAUGAUUCUGAACAACGAUAUCUAGCAAAGGAAUUACGGCUUUUUCUGAAUGACACAACCUUCCUUCUACAAACAGAAUUCAUGAUAAGUGUUCACUAUCUGAAGAAAUUUCUGAAUAAAAUGUGUCAGUGUGGAGUUCCCGGUGUACAUCAUUCCAAUUUCUGGUCAGAGGCUCUACAUGAUGAAAAUUUCUCAAGUGAGAAUUUCUAUGUCAAGAUAAGUGGUCACAUGUGGUGUAUGUCGUGUCAGGGUCAUGUGAUACAGGAGAGAACUAUUAAUGUAUACACUGACAUUGAGUUAGUUAGUGUUAAAAAAGAUCAGGAAUGCGAGUCUGAACCAUUAUCAGAGUUCUUGAAGGACAAAGAACAUAGUGCCAGCUCCAAAACAACUCGUAAGGAAGGUAAAGAAACCAUAAAAGUUGGAUAUGUUAGAAUUAGUCACUCAGCCUUUACAGCUUACAAAGUAAAUGAUGUUUGUUUUGUAAGUCUUCUGCAGUUACAAUUGAAACGUGUGAUUUCAAUACACUGUAUUGAAUACAAGUUGCAACGUCUCAAUUCUUUUCCUCAGAAGCCGCCAGCAGUUGUAGAGAAACAUUUCAAACGUAACAAAAGCCUCUUUGAAAACACAGAGUGGAUUGAUAUGAACAUAUUACGAUGUGUAUGUUGUAUGGAAAAGUUACCCAAGGAAUAUCUUAAUAAGAAAUUAAUAAAAUGUAUUGUCUCAAACAAUAUACAGGAAAAUUUUACUUGUACACUACAUUCAUUAGAUGACUCCGCAACAGACCCGGCAACAGAUCCAAGUUAUAUCUCUAUAAGGGACAUGGGUUUUGGUUCAAAUGUUGAAGCCAACAUUGUUUCAAGUGAGUAUCCAAUCCAAGACACAGAAGACCAAGACACAAUGGGAAAAGGUAAAGCAGUGAGAGAAAGACUCGUGCUUAUGUUUCUAAAAAGUUUAAACAGUUGUAAUUCGUCUGAAUCAUCUGAGGCAUCUGAUUUGCAGGAAAACAUAGUUUCAGACAAUAUAUUUCUGAAAAGUAGAAGUGAAUCUGAUAUUCAGUGUGACCAAACUUCAGAACAAAGUGAUUUUAACUUGCCACGCUUGGAAAAAUUAAGAACUGCAGAAAAAACAAUACUGGGAAAACGGAAGAGAAAAUUACUUUUACCAAAGACCAAAAAAAAAAGAAAAUACAAAAUGACUUCCAAGACUCAUCACAGCUCAGAAAAAUCAGCUUUGAAACAUCAGAAUCCAUGUGUAGCUAGCUCUAGUUCUUCUGAGCCUGAAGAGGAUUUAGACAUGAAGGGUUUUUCUGUUCAUCAGGUUUCUCCUCCUGAGCUUCAAAGCAGUCAAAUUAUGAUAAAAAAUGAACCCAUGGAACUGGAAGAUGGAUUAUCUGCCCCUGAUAUUCCUAGAGUUGUGAUAGAACGGGAAACUGUUGAACAUGAAUAUCUACAAGAAGCUGCUACCUCUGCUGUAGGAUUGUAUCAGAAUGUUGUUUUCCCUGGAGCUGAGGUAAUGAGAGAAAUGGAAUGCUCCACAACAAUUACUGAUAAUCUGUGUGAAAAACCCAACUGUGAUCAAAAGACACCGGAAUAUGUAAUUCAGUAUAACGAUGGCGAUCUCAGCAAGGAAAUAAAGUCAGAAAUAGACAGGUUUAGAAAAGAUAAGUUCUCAGAUUGUGAAGAUUCUGUGGUUGAUUCUGGUCUGUAUAAACAUGAUUUUGUGACACUUGGCAUCAGCUCUGAAGCAGGAUUCAUCAAAGUUGAACUCCCAGACUAGUGACCCUACCAUUGGCAAUAGCAUCAAUUGUGUUGUGUAGUGACUCCAACACACUUCAAUAUGUCUUACCAUGGGCAAUAGCAUCAAAUGUGUUGUGUAGUGACUCCGACACUUUUUAACGUGUCUUACCACGGGUAAAAGCAUCAAGUACAUUUUGUAGUGACGCUGACACACUUUGGCCUAUCUGAGAAAUCCCUGAAGUUUUUGAGGCUGUAAAACAGUUAGUUGUACUUGGUAUGUGUAUGUAACUGAUGAAUGUAUUUUACUUUUAUUGAUGAAGAAAAUUAAAUUAAGAUUUUACUUACA